AUGGCACCAACAUAUCACCAAGCUCAUUUGAAUCAUCAAAUCCCAAACCUUGAGAGCGCGUUCCAGAUAACCUGUUCUCCAGGUACUGACAUUUGGGACAAACCCCCUUGCACCCAUUCCUUCAAUGCACCCAUCAUAUAUCAAACCACCACGGUGGGCUCUUUCAGGCGUGCCCAGGUUACGGUAUGGGCCAACUGGAAGGACAAGUACGAUCAGGGUGGGCUCUGCCUUGUCGUCAAGACAGCCGACACUGUUCGCUGGGUCAAGACGGGGAUCGAGUUUUUGGACGGGGAGCCGAACGUGAGCACAGUCGCCAAAGACCACUGGUCGGACUGGAGUCUUAGACCAUUGGUCUCGGAGUCAAGCGAGGGUGCAACUGUUGAGAUGGAGAAUGCAGCUGACGGCAGUCUUUGGGUAUGGCUCGUGGACCCCAAUGCUCAGAAGUCGCCCUUGAGGGAGGUGACAUGGUGGGCAGAUCUCGCGAAGGAAACGGAAUGCUGGAUCGGUGCCUACGCCGCAAAGCCGGCACCGCAUGGCGAGAAGGAUGAUCUCGUGGUCCAAUUUGAUGAGUUGUCUAUCCAGACAAAGCAAUGA
Messenger RNA from Capronia coronata CBS 617.96, 594 nucleotides. RefSeq lists its product as uncharacterized. The transcript has a single exon. Lineage: Eukaryota; Fungi; Ascomycota; Eurotiomycetes; Chaetothyriales; Herpotrichiellaceae. The record is from RefSeq and is a predicted model, not a curated record. Bases 1 to 594 code for a protein of 197 amino acids.